Molecule: messenger RNA, 1156 nt
Organism: Ipomoea nil (Japanese morning glory)
Lineage: Eukaryota; Viridiplantae; Streptophyta; Magnoliopsida; Solanales; Convolvulaceae
Product: protein FAR1-RELATED SEQUENCE 5
Exons: 3
Coding region: 112-870 (252 amino acids)
Source: RefSeq, a predicted model, not a curated record
UAUUUCGAAUCCACAAUUUAAGCACAGGCUGAACCCUCACCACUCUCCCCUCCUACCCCUCCGCUCUGCCGCAGUCUCUGUCUCUCUGCUCCUUUUCCUCAAACGAUUUUCAUGGAUUUUGAGAUUGAUGGCGAUUUGAACGGCGAGGUUGUGGGAAGCUCUGUUAUUGAAGUCAGGGCUGAUGCUGAAAAUGCAAUUGAAGGUGGUAGUCCUGAUGAACAUGAUUUUCACCAGGCACCCAAUGUUAAAGUUGACCAUGACCUCUCUGGUAGGGAUGUGGUUUCAAUAGAAGAGCCGGAAACAGUGAGUAAUUCCGCGCCAGAUGAACCCUAUGUGGGUCAAGAGUUUGAAUCUGAAGCAGCAGCACAUGCGUUUUAUAAUGCAUAUGCAACUAGAGUAGGUUUCAUUAUCCGUGUAAGCAAGCUCUCUCGUUCUAGAAAAGAUGGUACUGCCAUUGGUCGAGCACUUGUUUGCAACAAAGAGGGCUUCAGAAUGGCUGAUAGGCGGGAAAAGGUUGUGCGGCAAAGAGCAGAAACUAGGGUUGGCUGCAGAGCAAUGAUUUUAGUUAGAAAAGUAAGCUCCGGUAAAUGGGUUGUGACAAAGUCCGUGAAGGAGCACACUCAUCCUUUAACUCCUGGCAAAGGUCGUAGGGAAUCUAUCUAUGACCAAUUCCCGAACGAACAUGAUAAAAUCAGGGAACUUUCUCAACAACUGGCAGCUGAAAAGAAGCGAUCUGCAACUUACAAAAGACAUCUGGAAAUGAUAUUCGAGCACAUAGAGGAGCACAACCAAUCUCUAUCGAAGAAGAUCCAAGAUAUUGUGAACAAUGUAAGGGAAAUGGAGAGUAGAGACCAGCAGAACCGUAGAUAGUUAGGUCGUAUGCUGCUGCCUACUCUUGGUCGGGUAGAGAAGUUGAUAUCAAGAAUGGUAUUUUGAUGAAGCAAACAUCGCGAACUUAGCGUGUGUUUGGUAUACUUUGACAUUUUUUUUACCCUUUGAUUUAGAAACAGCAUGGAAUGUUAAGAACUCUCUGCAUAUUCCUUUCUCUGUUUCAUCUUUCAUGUAAAAUUCUUCAUAAGCUGUAGCAAUCAUAAUUCAUAGGUACAGACUGUUUACUCAAUGCAAUUUUAUCCAAGGGAAAUUCGAUCUCUCUCUC